This is a messenger RNA of Podospora bellae-mahoneyi, 1374 nucleotides long. RefSeq lists its product as uncharacterized. The record is from RefSeq and is a predicted model, not a curated record. The transcript has 2 exons. Bases 141 to 1289 code for a protein of 382 amino acids. Lineage: Eukaryota; Fungi; Ascomycota; Sordariomycetes; Sordariales; Podosporaceae.
GUCAGCCUCGUCAACCACCUGGCAUCUUGGUGUCGCAAACAACAGAGAUCUUGACAACGGGGGUUUCCACAAACGCGCAGGCAAAACAACGGAGAAAUCGAAUCGCGCAUGCCGCCCGAUCAAUAAAUACACCAGACAAGAUGGCCAUAGACUGGGGGACCAUCAAAUCCCUCCUCAUCUUCUUCGGCCCCCUCCUCCUGCCCAAAGCAAUAUCCUACUACCGCUCCAUCCGCGCCACCUCCCAAACCCACCGCCUCAAAAUCAUCCCCCUCUCCCCCUCCCUCACCCGCGCCAUCGCCAUCCUCUCCGCUGUGGCAACCACCUUCCUCCUCCGCGCCCUCCCAAUCUUUUCCCCAGAAAACAUCUUCGCCAUCACCCAAUCCCGCCUCCAGAUCCCCACCGAAGUCUUGUUCAACCGAUUAUCCUCCCUCAGGGAACUGCACACUCUCACCCCGCUAGACCUCGCCCUCAAAGCAAAAUUCACCUCGCUCGAGUCAAGACUGUUGUACCUCCAGUUCGGACCGGAUGUCCUAGGAAACUGCCCCUUUUGCAAGAGCGACGAUCCGACAAGUUAUUUGUAUUAUGCCAUCCCGAGUAUUUUGACGCCCCAUGUUUUUAAUCUGGUGGUUAUCACGCUGGUGACGUCGAGUUUGUUUUCGGGGGAAAAGGCGGCUGGUUGGCGGACCCCGGCGGCGAUUGCGAGUGUGGUGGUGGCGGUGCUGGAUUUGUAUUUGACGAGCAGUUUUAACCACCAGUCUAACUCGAACAAACUACGGCUGCAGGAUCUGGAUUUGAUUUUUUGGAGUUCGAGGCUGAUGAGAUUUAUUUCUCUUGCCAUGUUGGAUAUAUUUCUUGCGUUGGCGAUAUAUCUUACUGGGACGAACAGGGCGUUUGUCACGCCGCCGUCACCGGCGGAGAGGAUAGAGAGUGUCUUGAAGGGGUUGGGGAAUAUCAAGGGGAAACUGAAUGCGGCGGGGGUGGUGAAGAAUACGGUUACCAGGGAUGAGGGGUUGAGGGGAAGGAGUAAUGGGUAUUGGGCGCAUGAGGUGAGGUUGACGAGGGAGAUGAUGGAGGAGGAGGAGGUGGUGAGGGGGAUGAAUGAUGCGCUGGAGAAUAGGCUGGAUGUGAGAAGUUUGGAGAGGGAUGCGGAGGAGUAUACUAGGGGGGUUUUGGGGGGGUUGAUGGGGUUUAGUAGUCCUACGGCGGCAAGUGGGGGUGAGGCGGUGCCGGGUACGCCAACUACUACGACGUCGUCGACGACAGCAGGUGGGCACGUUAAGGAGGAGUAGAUGGUGGUAUCUUGGGUAAUGUAUGAUGAUUUAGCGAGCGAAUUCUUCUGGCGUUUAAGGAUAAUAUUAAUUGUUAUAUCAAGAG